This is a messenger RNA of Quercus robur (English oak), 1609 nucleotides long. Its product is annotated as IAA-amino acid hydrolase ILR1-like. Gene Ontology annotation, biological process: auxin metabolic process. The record is from RefSeq and is a predicted model, not a curated record. The transcript is spliced from 5 exons. Gene Ontology annotation, molecular function: IAA-Ala conjugate hydrolase activity. NCBI's taxonomy places the organism in Eukaryota, Viridiplantae, Streptophyta, Magnoliopsida, Fagales, Fagaceae. Gene Ontology annotation, cellular component: endoplasmic reticulum. The coding region runs from base 171 to 1472 and encodes 433 amino acids.
AUAUUUCCAUUUAAUACGUAAGAACUAAGAACUAACCUCGAGGCUCACAAUCACAUAAAACAAAGUAGCCAUAGCCAGGUUCUUCAUAUCUAGAUAAAAUCCAAGUGAGCCAAACAAAAAAGGAAAAAAAAAAACUCUUAACCCCAAAAAUCAAUUACAAUCAAGUCAGUAUGGAUUUACUCUUGUGCUUAUUGCUAUCAUUGACAAUAUUCUUGCACCAACCUUGGGCGGCUUUAGAAGCUGAUUUGAGAUCAGAUAUGGGGUCGUUGACUCGUGAGUUGCUGGAAUCAGCAAAGGAGAGAGAGUUCUUCGAGUGGAUGAGAGGUGUUAGGAGGAGAAUCCAUGAGUACCCAGAAAUAGGAUUUGAAGAGCACAAGACGAGUGAGCUCAUAAGGGCCGAGUUGGACUUGCUUGGGAUUGAGUACAAGUGGCCUGUGGCCAAGACUGGUGUGGUGGCUACUAUUGGGUCCGGUGAGAAACCCUUCUUUGGUCUUAGAGCUGACAUGGAUGCCCUUCCUUUGCAGGAAUUGGUGGAGUGGGAGCAUAAGAGCAAGAUUGAUGGCAAGAUGCAUGCCUGUGGUCAUGAUUCUCAUGUAGCAAUGCUACUUGGAGCAGCCAAAUUACUCCAUGGAAAAAGAGACCAAUUGAAGGGAACCGUGAAGCUUGUUUUCCAGCCCGGAGAAGAGGGCUAUGCUGGUGCUUACCACAUGUUGCAAGAUGGUGCUCUUGACGAUAUCAAUUCCAUCUUUGCUUUGCAUGUUCUGCCAUUAAUACCCUCUGGAGUUAUUGCUUCAAGGCCUGGUCCAGUGCUUGCUGGUGCAGGGCUCUUUUCCGCUACCAUUGAAGGAAAAGGUGGACAUGCAGCAGCCCCACAUAUGACUAAGGAUCCAAUUCUUGCAGCGGUCUUUGCAAUCCUUGCUCUCCAACAAAUUGUGUCUAGAGAGACAAAUCCCCUUGAAGCCAAUGUGGUGACAGUUGGAUUAAUUGAGGGAGGCCAAGCAGGAAAUGUAAUUCCAGAGUCGGUGAAAUUUGGUGGAACUUACAGGAGCUUGACCUCUGAAGGUCUCUCCUACGUCAAGCAAAGGAUCAAAGAGGUCAUAGAAGCACAAGCAGCUGUGCAUCGAUGUAGAGCUGUAUUGGACUUCAAGGAAGACACACCACUGCCUUAUCCUGUAAUGGUUAAUGAUGAGGCAUUGUAUGAACAUGCAAAGAAAGUUGGAGAAUCUCUAGUUGGGCAAUCCAAUGUUCAGCUUCUACCGGUGUCUACGGGAGCAGAGGAUUUCAGCUUCUUCUCACAGAAGAGUGCUGCAGCAAUGUUUGUGCUUGGGAUUAUGAAUGAUACUGUGAAAUCCGACCAGCCAUUGCACUCUCCUUAUUUUGUUAUUGAUGAAGAGGCUUUUCCAAUAGGAGCAGCUCUUCAUGCUGCUGUUGCAAUCACAUUCUUUGAUAGCCAUGUUGUUGGCACUUAUUAACUUGACAAUAAGGAACUUGGGAUUUGUUUUGGAUUCAGCUGUAGAUAAUGACAAAGAAAAACAAGAAGAUGAUGUCAAGAACAUCAGAAGCGUGAUUCGCAUCAAACAAUGAAAAUCAUAAAAUUAAAUUGCGUGAA